Molecule: messenger RNA, 1434 nt
Organism: Lactuca saligna
Lineage: Eukaryota; Viridiplantae; Streptophyta; Magnoliopsida; Asterales; Asteraceae
Source: the annotation of a GenBank genome assembly
AUGAGUCUCUUUGCUUCCUCAACACUUACCAUCUGUGCACCACCACAUGACCACAACGACAACCACUUCACUCAUCCUCCUCGCAUCCUUCCAAUCCCCACAAAACAGCACGCUAUAUUCCGCCAUACAUAUGCUGAUGACUCCAGUUUCGGUGAACUUAACGUCUCUUCAUGGACUUCAUCCAUUGCUCGUUACUGUCGAACCGGUCGUUUAGAUCGUGCUGCUGCCGAGUUCACUCGUAUGAGAGUUGCCGGAGUCGAACCUAAUCACAUUACCUUCGUGACUCUUCUCUCCAGCUGUGCUGAUUUCCCUUUACAUGCUCUUUCUUUUGGAUCUUCAAUUCAUGCUCUCGUCUGUAAACUCGGGUAUGAUAAAGAUAACGUCAAGGUGGGUACGGCUAUCGUUGAUAUGUACUGUAAAUGCAAUCGCGUGGACAUUGCUUGCUUGUGCUUUGAGAAGAUGGAUUUCAAGAAUAAAGUCACCUGGAAUACUCUGGUAGGUGGAUUGAUGAGAAACGGAGAAAUUACUAGAGCAGUCCAGGUGUUCGAUGAAAUGCCUGAAAGAGAUGUAAUUUCAUAUACAGCGUUAAUUGAUGGGUUUGUAAAGAAAGGUCAUUACGAACAUGCAUUGGAGUGGUUUCAAGAAAUGCUGGCUUCUGGAAUUCAACCUGAUCAUGUCACCAUUGUUUCUGCACUCUCUGCUUCUGCAAAUUUAGGAGCACUUGGAUUAGGCUUAUGGCUUCAUCGACUUGUACUAAAAGUCUCAUGGAACUCCCUCAUUGUGGGAUUCGCUCUUAAUGGGAAUCCAGAAAACACUCUCAAGUAUUUUUACCAGAUGCAGAAAGAUGGUUUCAAUCCAGAUGAAGUGACCUUCACUGGAGCUCUUACUGCAUGUAGCCAUGGUGGCUUAAUCGAUCAAAGUCUGAAACUUUUUGACAUGAUGACACAAGACUAUAAAAUAACACCAAGAAUCGAGCAUUAUGGAUGUUUAGUAGAUCUUUAUAGUCGUGCACGUAUGUUAAAACAAGCCCUGAAUGUUAUACAGAAUAUGCCCAUGAAACCAAAUGAAGUUAUAUUAGGAUCAGUUCUUGCAGCAUGUAGAGUGGCUGAAGAUGUGGAAUUGGCUGAAAAGUUGAUGUGGUUUAUAAGUGAAGUAAACCCUGGUGGGGAUUCGAAUUAUGUUCUUCUUUCGAAUAUAUAUGCUGCUGGAAAAGAUUGGCAUAAGGCAAGUAGUGUGAGGAAGAGAAUGAAGAAUAAAGGUAUUGAGAAGAAUCCAGGUGUGAGUUCAAUUGAAAUUGAUGGUAAAGUUGUUAAAUUUGUGGCUGGGGAUAAAUCUCAUGAUAAAUCUGAGUGUGUUUAUAAAAUGUUACAAAAUCUUUCUUGUGAGUUGAUGAUUUCUGGGUAUGUUCCAGAAGUUAAUAUGAGGGAACAUUAA